AUGGCCUCGUUGCUUGUACCGUGGGUUACCACCGGGUUGCCCAACUGGGAAAAGCUAACUGGUCCCAAGAUCUCCCCAGUUCUCAAUUGGAGUUGUGCCGCCUUCCUAAAGGAAUGUGCCGCAGGAUACGACAGGGGCAAGCUGGCACCUUACCACACCUUUGGGCACGCGGUAGAUGCCACCUUUACCCUCUGGCGCACCUUGGAUCUCAUCGCCGCGGACAUCACCAUUGUGUUUGACGACGAGGCUCUUGCGGAGAUACGAACCCAUGCGUCUGUUCUGACGUUGGCUUCUCCAGUCUUCCGCAAGAUGUUGUCGCAGGAGAUGAAGGAGAAACAGACCAAUGAGAUCAAGUUGCCUGGCAAGUGCCCAGAAGAGUUCAAGGUUCUCCUUGAGUUUCUUCAACCCGCCACUGGCAGGCUUCAAAAGAUUUCGGACGAGAAUGUGGAUUUGCUCCUCCGAUGGUGCGAUGAGUACUGCAUCGAGAGUUUGUACGGUGAGUGCAUUGAAUAUAUCAAGGUUCAGCCACCUUCAGUGCAGCGAGUGGUCCAGGCAUACGGUGCAGGGCUACAUGAUCAUGCAGAGAAGUAUAUUGAUGAUCAGCUCCUGAAAAAUGACGAAGCCGACUGGAGCUCUUGCUACAAGUACCCAGAGCUAGUGCAGAAGCUCCUCGAACGCAGUUUGAAACUCUUGCGCUCGGGACCAAUGCCAAAAGCGCACUUGCACAAGAAUGGGAACCAGCUGCUGUCCCCUGUGCUGUUCGCUUUAAUGGAGGACAUCACCAUUGUGUUUGACGACGAUGCCCUUACAGACAUCCGGACCAAUUCGUCUGUUCUGAUGCUGGCUUCUCCAGUCUUCAACAAGAUGUUGUCGCAAGACAUGAAGGAGAAGAAGACGAAACAGGUUGAGCUGCCUGGCAAGUGCCCCGAAGAGUUCAAGGUUCUCCUUGAGUUUCUUCAGCCUGUGACAGGUCGGCUGCAGAAGGUGUCCGACGAGAACUUGGACUUGCUCCUCCGUUGGUGCGAUGAGUAUUGCAUCGACAUCCUGCACAAAGAAAGCAUUGAGUUUCUUAAGGCUCAACCACCAUCAGUGCAGCGGGUGGUCCAGGCUUACCGCUCAGGGCUCCAUGAUUAUGCGGAGAAGUGGAUUGAUCACCUUCUGAAAAAUGGUGAAAAGGACUGGAGCAUGUGCUACAAGUAUCCAGACCUUGUGCAGAAAGUCCUUGAACGCAAUUUCGAGCUUAUGCCACCACCCCAAUUAGAAGUCUUGUACAAGAAGGGGGAUGCUAGUUAUGAACUGAAGCUCGCGUGCAGGAAAUGUACACAGUUUUAUUGUGUUCCAAGUUGGCACUGCAAAUGGUGCAGGUCCAACUAACAAUUUGAAGUGUCUUGUUUUGGCCCAUGUUUCUCUGGUUCCGGACUCCACUACAGGGACUCCACUACAGUAGGUGCUUGCUCGUCAAGCUUGGACUGGCCCUUGCCGCAGCCGCCGGCGGAAAAA
Molecule: messenger RNA, 1500 nt
Organism: Cladocopium goreaui
Lineage: Eukaryota; Dinophyceae; Suessiales; Symbiodiniaceae
Source: the annotation of a GenBank genome assembly